AGCUUUAGGACUCUCUCAAUUCUCAUCUGCUUUUCAUAAUUAGGAAACAAAGAGAUUAGAGAAGCGGCAGACCCUAAUUAAUCAUUAUAAAAUCAAAUCAAAAUCCCUAAUCAGAAGGAAAAACUGUAUCUUGAUCGAAACAAUAAACUUCGGCGCAGCUACAAUUCUGCACUCUAGCGGAGAUCCAAUUCAAAAAUCCUUGCAAAUUCUCUUCAAAUCUUGAAAUAUAUCGAGGCUCUUUGUUACGUUUCUUGAUCUGGCUCGUUGUUAUUCUGUGGGUUUGGAAGGCUUUUGAUUACCUGAAUUCUGAAUAGAGUGGUUGCGGUUGCGGUUGUGGUUGUGACGUUUCAGGACAUGAGGAAGAGGGAGAGAGAGAACCCAUGUGGGGUUUGUGGGCAUUAUCACAAGUAUGAAGAAGGAGAGGUUUGUGGGAUUUGUGGGCACCGAGCUCCGCAAUCAUCGGAGACAACGUCAAUCCAUAUCAGUGCCUUUCCAACGGAGAUCCUCCCGGAAUUCUUAUAUCUGGGGAGUUACGACAACGCUUCGCGGUCUGAACUACUCAAGACUCAGGGAAUUUCACGCGUUCUUAGUACUGUACCAGCAUGUCAAAAUCUCUACAAGAAUUCUUUUACCUAUCACUGCCUCAAAGACGACCAAACUUUACCAUUUGAAGACGCAAUUCAGUUUUUAGAGCAAUGUGAGAGAGACAACGCUCGUGUUCUUGUGCAUUGCAUGUCAGGAAAAAAUAGAUCGCCAGCUAUUGUAAUAGCUUAUCUGAUGAAGUGUAAAGGAUGGAAGCUUGCACAAGGUUACCAGUGGGUGAAAGAGCGCAGACCAUCUGUUGAUAUAACUCAGGCCAUCUACCAGCAAUUACAGGACUAUGAGCAGAGGAUAUUUGGUUCAAUUGUUGGUGGCAACCCUUUCCCCCCAGCCUCUCCCUCUGCAGGCUUGCCAUCCUUCAGCUUUGGGUUUCCAAAGGUCGAUGAUCCUAUUCCUGUCCCUGCUUUCAGUGGUAGCGUUUCCUCCAUCUUCGCCCGUUCUCCCGUGGAUAUUAAUCCACAGGAAUUUACUUUUGGAGCCAGUCGAACUCAAAAUAAUGUCUCUGGCCGCCCUUUCAAUGAAAACCUCAACUCCAACGGCAGUGAUAUUGCAAUGGACAGUUCUUGAAUCCCCUUGCACUCGUUAUGUCAACAGCGUUGAAGAUUGAGUUCUAUAAUUUUGUUGUAAAGUUGGCGGUAAGCGCUUGGAGUCUAAGAGUGUUGGCUUGUAAAAUUUAAUCAUAGAUGUUUUUGAUCUUAACAGUUACCCCCAUUACUUAAUACAACUACCUCACUACCAUGCCUCUUAUUUUGUGUAA
This is a messenger RNA of Tripterygium wilfordii, 1357 nucleotides long. Its product is annotated as protein-tyrosine-phosphatase IBR5-like. Gene Ontology annotation, molecular function: protein tyrosine/serine/threonine phosphatase activity; MAP kinase phosphatase activity. The transcript is spliced from 5 exons. Gene Ontology annotation, biological process: auxin-activated signaling pathway; abscisic acid-activated signaling pathway; negative regulation of MAP kinase activity. Lineage: Eukaryota; Viridiplantae; Streptophyta; Magnoliopsida; Celastrales; Celastraceae. Gene Ontology annotation, cellular component: nucleus. The record is from RefSeq and is a predicted model, not a curated record. Bases 355 to 1167 code for a protein of 270 amino acids.